This is a messenger RNA of Hibiscus syriacus, 2532 nucleotides long. Its product is annotated as nucleobase-ascorbate transporter 11-like. NCBI's taxonomy places the organism in Eukaryota, Viridiplantae, Streptophyta, Magnoliopsida, Malvales, Malvaceae. Gene Ontology annotation, biological process: transmembrane transport. The coding region runs from base 82 to 2295 and encodes 737 amino acids. The record is from RefSeq and is a predicted model, not a curated record. Gene Ontology annotation, cellular component: plasma membrane. Gene Ontology annotation, molecular function: transmembrane transporter activity. The transcript has 10 exons.
UAAGUAGUUUUUUUAGUUGUUUUUUUAUUAGUCAUUCGCUUCCCAGGAAAACAAUUGGUACCCAUUUGAGAAGAAGCUGAAAUGGGAAAAAAGUCCAACGCAGAUUCACUAGAAAAGUCGGAGACUUCAAAUGGAAGAGGAGGCAAGCUCGGUUCAAUGUUGCCAAAGAUUGAACCUUUUGUGCCUAAAAGAGAUCAAAACCAUAACCCAAGGGAGUUGAGAUCUUGGGCUAAAAGAACCGGCUUUGUGUCUCACUUAUCUGGAGAAACCGGCACCGCUAGUUCCACUGAAAGAUUCGACAGUUCCACUGUGUCUAAUGUUGAAAGGAGUGGCCGUGAUCAUAGAGCAGGUAGGUCAUCUCCAAAAACCGAGACUGACACGGUAUUGGGCCGGAGUAGACUCAAUAUAGGAACUGAAAUCGAAAUGGAUCCUGGGUUCGGAUCGGGAUCCAGGCAAGGAAGGAGGGCAGUUGCAGAUGAGAAUGGGAAUAAUGGUUUGGGAGAGAAAGUUGAGGAAAGGAAACCUGGGUUAAAUGGAAAUGGGAAUGGAGUUGCAAGUGUUACACCAGUAGUUGAAGAGAAGAAUGAGGGAGAAAAGGGUGAAAGGGAUGUGGAAACUGGGAUGUUUCCAGGAGCUGAAGAGCAGGGCCAUGAAGGCUGGAAUGGUAAUCAUCCCGGGUUGAAGGUCGGGUUGAGAGAUAAUCCGGGUUUUGGAGCACUAAUAUAUUACGGCCUGCAGCACUUUUUAUCAUUGGCGGGCUCACUUAUAUUUAUUCCAUCGGUUAUGGUACCAGCCAUGGGCGGAACAGAUAAAGAUACUGCCACUGUGAUUUCUACAAUGCUGCUAAUUUCUGGCAUUAGUACAAUUCUGCACUCCUACUUUGGUACCCGGCUUCCAUUAGUUCAAGGUAGUUCGUUCAUCUAUCUGGCACCAGCACUAGUUAUCAUCAAUGCUCGAGAUUAUAGAAACCUCUCUGAACAUAAAUUCAGGCACAUAAUGAGAGAGUUGCAAGGAGCUAUAAUUGUCGGUUCAGUAUUCCAAAGUAUCUUGGGAUUCAGUAGUUUGAUGUCACUUUUACUGAGAUUGAUUAACCCAGUUGUGGUUGCCCCAACUGUUGCCGCUGUCGGUUUAGCAUUCUUCAGCUACGGUUUUCCACAAGCUGGUAGUUGUGUAGAAGUCAGUGUUCCAUUGAUAUUGUUGGUUCUUACAUGCACCCUUUAUCUUCGAGGAGUAUCCAUUUUUGGGCAUCGAUUUUUCAGAAUAUAUGCAGUUCCUCUGAGUGUUAUGCUUACAUGGAUAUAUGCAUUUCUUCUGACAGCGGGAGGAGCUUAUGAUUACAAAGAUUGCAGCCCUGACAUUCCGAGUUCAAACAUUUUACUUGACGAGUGUAAAAAACAUGCAUAUACCAUGAAGCAUUGCAGAGCUGAUGUUUCGAAUGCAUGGAGAGCUGCUGCUUGGCUUAGAAUUCCGUACCCUUUACAGUGGGGUGUCCCUAUCUUCCAUGUCCGGACGUCUUUGAUUAUGAUCAUUGUGUCACUUGUUGCAUCAGUGGAUUCGGUCGGAACAUAUCACUCUGCUUCUUUACUAGUCAGUUUGAAGCCUCCAACUCCUGGAGUAGUGAGCAGAGGCAUUGCAUUGGAAGGUUUCUGUAGCCUGCUGGCUGGAAUUUGGGGUUCGGGUACCGGCUCAACAACUUUGACAGAAAAUACUCAUACAAUAAAUAUAACAAAGAUGGCCAGCCGAAGAGCUGUGGUAUUCGGAGCACUUUUCUUGAUCCUCUUCUCAUUUGUAGGAAAAGUCGGUGCAAUUCUUGCUUCGAUACCACUGUCCUUGGCUGCUGCGAUUUUGUGCUUCAUGUGGGCCCUUGUUGUGGCCGUCGGCCUCUCAACCUUGCAAUACACUCAAACAGCAAGUUUUAGGAACAUGACGAUAGUCGGGGUGUCUUUGUUACUCGGUUUGUCCAUUCCUGCUUAUUUCCAACAGUACCAACCCAUGUCGAGUUUGAUGCUGCCAAGUUAUUUCGUUCCAUAUUCAGCUGCAUCCGAUGGACCAGUCCACACCACUAGUGAACAACUUGAUUUCGCUGUAAAUGCACUAAUGUCCAUGAGCAUGGUGGUUACAUUCUUGGUAGCAUUUAUACUCGACAACACUGUCCCGGGCAGCCGGCAAGAACGUGGGGUGUACAUUUGGUCACGUCCUGAAGAUGUUGUGACCGAUCCAUUAUUGCAAUCAGAUUACUCCCUGCCUGGAAAAUUUGCCUCCCUUUGUUGUUGUUCGAGAUGUUUGCGUACGUAAUAUUUGGCACAAGGCAGCUCGUGACUCAACUAGAAGUUCCAUCCUGGUCGGGGACUAGAAGUAAGUUUCUCGAUAUCGCGCAUAAGUGAUCUCGACGAUGGUUCGGGUCAGUGAGUGGGCUAGAAGAAAUACAUGAUGAUUCUUUUGCAACAUGAAAGUCGUAAUAGUAGAAUUAGUAAUAACAUCUUUGUAACUGAUUUUCCAUUUGAAAGGUUUGGAAGGUAGUUUGUUCGAUAA